Molecule: messenger RNA, 4643 nt
Organism: Haliotis rufescens (red abalone)
Lineage: Eukaryota; Metazoa; Mollusca; Gastropoda; Lepetellida; Haliotidae
Exons: 6
Coding region: 2023-2895 (290 amino acids)
Molecular function (GO): protein binding
Source: RefSeq, a predicted model, not a curated record
CUGCACCAUAUCGGUUGGGCUGUACACGACGCCGUUCUCACUUGUCGUCUAUAGCGUGGGCUGUGCGACAGGGCGGUCCCGUGGGACAACUGCUACCUUUUAUAGGUACACCCCUGACUUGGAUGUUUUAACAGUUAUGAAAAUUUGAUGAUGCCUUACAAACGGAUAAAUACAAUCUGACGAAUUCUGCAAUUAUGUGCAAGUCGAGAAGCUCAGUUGUGUGGAAUCGAUGAUGUUGGCAACUUGCAUUAUGGUGGAUGUGACAGAUUGUUUCAUGUUAAAGGAUUAACACUCAUAGUGAAUUGUGUUCUGAUGUUAACGCUGUGGAUAUGCCAUGAUGUUGUCAGCAAAGUGAACUGGUGACAAGGCGCAGUUAACAGAAGCUACCUGAAGUCGGCCAGUCCAGACAUCGUGUCCGAGGCGUCUCCCAAAACAUUUUGUACAUUGGACGAAUCACAGAAUCCCAUGUACAGGGCAGAGACGGAACGAUGAUAUGCACGUGUGCAUUUUGCAUUUUGCAUUUUGCAUAUUAUUAACUUACAUACACCACAUGACAUACGCUGAACCAAUGUCCCGGAGGACAGUGCUUCCAAAUGUAUAUUCAUACCAGAAUGGCAAGUGUCAGUGUUAGUGUCUGUAAUGCAUAAGCGUUGGCACAUGUGUACAGAUGUGUAAGGAACAGUGUAACUGUAACAUAGAUAUACCAUAUAAAGGAAAACAAGGAAAACGAGGAUAUUUUCGUAAUUAAUGAACACUAUGAUAAAGGUUGUCAGCAGUAAAAAAAUUGAUGACCGAAGCAGGAAAUACAUCGAUAUCAGUGUAACAGAUAUACCCUAGUAUGUUUGACGGAAAGUCGUUCACAGAAGUUAUAUGAAUUGAUUCCUUGCAGCCUGAUUCUGACUAACAACACUCUACACGCGGGCAUAAUGUCUCACAGCAAUGUCCUCUUUAAUCUUAAUUCAUUCAAAGAACGUAUUUGUUUGGUACUUUGUGAACAGGAUACAUCCACGCCGGGGCGGAUGUCACCUAAUGUAUGUUUUUGAUUCGAUGGCAGUUUAGAUCUCCUGACUAAUAUGUUACUGCCUUGGUUUCCGUGGUGGACAAAAAUCGAAACUCUUCACAAAUGAUGUCUGUGGCGUGCUGUGAAAGCUCGUCAAGAAUGCUUUUAGCGUGGGGUUUGAUGUAUUCAGCAAAUAUGGAAUAGUACAUUGAUAAUGAGUUUUUUUCCCAGUGUGACAUUAACACACACUAAAUUCAUAAAAUUCGUGAUUCUGUGGAAAAUACCUGUGAGAACUGGAGAGUGUUGCCAGUGUUGUUUUGAUGAAAUGGAAUAGUUCCUCGGAGUGACAUCUGAUAUAAGGAGUGAACCAUACAGUUAGAACACCAAGGCUGUUUCAUGUGUGAAGAGAGUACAUUUCAUACUUCAUGACAUAACAGUUUCAAAACACAUUUCCUGAAGUGGACACAACGCCUGGUGUUUGAACACAACACCGUCGAUGACCAACCAUCAGCCACAAAUGACAUGACCGUCGGUGAUCAAAUGUAAACCACAAUUAACAUCACUUUGCAGUUCAGAGUGAAUGUUUCAGUAAACAAUAAUGAUCAAAUGUUAACCAGUAUGGACACCAAUGUACAGUGCAGGUGUGAGCCUUUAAUUCAGGACCGUCGAUGAUCAAAUGUAAACCAGCAUGGACACCAAUGUACAGUGCAGGUGUGAGCCUUUAAUUCAGGACCGUCGAUGACCAAAUGAAAACCAGCAUGGACACCAAUGUACAGUGGAGGUGUGAGGCUUGAAUUCAGCACCGUCGAUGAUCAAAUGUAAACCACAAAAGACAUCGGAGUACAAUCAGAGCGUGAGGUUUAAAUACAGCACAUUGGUGAUGAGAGGUGAACCGACAUCAGGGUAUGUGAAUAGAUAUGGUUUCCAGUCAGCAAGAACAAUUGCACUUGUCGACGUAGCAUGAACAAGGAAUGUGUUAAUCACUCGAUGGUUCAACUAAUAUCAGCAUUCUUUUCACUGCAAUGAAGUUUCUAUACAGCUGCCUUCUUCUCUCCGUCCACCUCAAUUUCGUCCUGCCUCUUCUUACGUACUACAUGACAGAGAGAUGCUCUGAGAAUCUGCUUGAGAUGGUGGACCUCCCAGUCUCAGCCGGGAGGUUGCGUCUCACGUACGAGAAUGAACGAUACCGGAAGGACAUGGUUUGCAGGAUGUCCAUCCGGGCACCUGCUGACCAUCAGCUGAUGGUCAGUUUUCUAGACAUGGAGAUCGAAGGGUUUAUGUCGGAGGGGUGUGAGUCGGAUUACUUGAUGCUCUAUGAUGGUCCAGAUGACAAGAGUCCUUCCAUGGAUAACCACAAAUAUGUCGAGCAAUAUACUCAAACGCCCCAAACAAAUAGACUAUGUGGAUCUCUCACUCCUCGGGCGACGUUUGUCACCACCGGCGAUGUCGUCACGUUAGUGUUCAACAGCGACAUGACGGUCCAAUACCGAGGAUUUGACCUCAUCUUCACUGCAUUCCAUACUGGCGAAUGUGAGACGGCCGAGUUCAGAUGUAACAACAAACGUUGCAUCAACGCCAGUCUCCAUUGUGACGACUACAACAACUGUGGCGACCACAGCGACUGGUGCGGCCCCAGCACCAUCCUCAUGUACUUCAUCAUCUUCAUCUGUGUCGCAGUAUUCAUCCUUCUCCUUACGUCAGUCAUCAGAUGUGCAUGGCAAGAAAAAGCGCGCAAGUUUCCAAAGAGCAGUUCAUCGGGGACUGACAAUGACCUCAUUACGACCAGUACGGGCAUGCGCUUCUCAGGACGGGGGUCAUCAAGCAGUUUGAAUUUGUCGUCAGAGCCUCUUGCACAGCAGGAACCUCUCCUGAAUGAAAGUCAAAGUAGUGUUUGACCCACACGGACCUGUUCUUUGUUGGGAAGGUUAAUAUGCAAUGCAGUGUGGACAUCAUGCGGCGAGUGGCUCGAGAGGAACUAUCAAGACCCAUCUCGACUACACUUUUGAUGGCACGACGUUUUGGGUGUAGCUUUCAUUGCGUGCAGAAAAGACAUGGUGUCUGAAAUAUCCACAACAAUGACCUUUAUUAUUUACAUCUAAUACUUACUGUUUAAUCAUUUUCGAGAUACACAUUAUCCCUCUCGUGCCGUGAAGCACCUCUUUUGAAUAAUCUACGUUGAUUGGCUGAUGGGAAAGUUCACUUUCUGCGACCCCCUAUAAAGAGGUUGUUAGGUCUUCAGGCAGAGAACAAUCUUGGAAGAAGAUGUGACUUAAAUGAGAUUGUAUCAGGACAAAUCAUGAAUAUCAGAAACUAUACAUGUGUCAAGUCACUUGCUUGCCGUUUGUUCGAGUGACUUCUAUGUCCAUUUAGGGGGGCAGAAAAGUUCACUCCGUCACAUGAAACAAGGUAAAAACCACAGUUUUCCCGUCGUGAAAGAUCCUUCCGCAGGUUCACUUAGGUUAACCUUGUUACGACUUUUUUUGUGUAACGAUGUUGUUCUUUACAUUUCAAACCAGAUUAAUCGACCUUGGUUAAAGUGGAAACCAGGAAUCUAUAGGGAGUCCGGAUUAUAUUCGGAACAUGGUUGCAUUUUUUGGAGGUUCCUGGUCAUGUUGGUAUAUGUAAGUCUGGAUCCCCGUGAGUUUCGUGUGAACGAACAUGUGUGAACGUGUGUGAACACGAGCGAACAACUCUGGGUUGUUAUGGAAGAAUUGUGUGUUUCAAGUCAAUUUUGUGUGAGAUGGUCAAAGAAGCAGGUUUCGUUAUAUAUUGACUGAGUAGUGCUGUCAUCUGGAAUGACAACGUGAUACAUAACGCAUGACUUAAUGGGGCACAUCUUUGGUGUGACAGAUCAAUCAAAGAACGAAAUUUGGAUGUUUUUGUUUUAGGUGGAGCAUGCUAUUCUUAAAGUGGAGGUGCUGAAUAUACACGUCCAGAACAAUCCCUCUGUUUGGCAUUUGUACAACCUACAGAUAUCAACACCUCAAAUCAAAAUAUAUUCUACAAAAAUGACAAAUAUUCAGUGUCUGUGUGCUCGACGUGUUGUACGGACAGAGAACAAUAACUGUGAAACCAAAAAAGGAAUGGGUGAAAUUGUUUCAAAUAUAUUUUCAUUGAGUAUUAGAAUCUUUGCUCCAUGCAGAUUGGCAGAUUCGAUCCAUUUCUUCCGUUGUUUUCGCUGGUUGCGAAGAAAUCAAAGUCAAUAGCAACGUGACGUCAUAUGCUGCAAAGAAUUGAAAUUGAUUGACUGCGUUGAUGUAUGCUUGUAAAUGUUUCAGAAACAAAGACUCGGGUAAUAAACAGAACAGACUCGCAACUCGGGAUUACCGAUCAUCUGCCCAUACCCAGGGCUGGGGAUUCCCCCGAUUAAGUCACUUGGCGGCAGAUGUCCGCUUUAUUCUAAUGCCAUGCCACAUGCUGGAGAAUCCACUGUACAUUCCACUGCGAGGGACCACUGAUGAUAGAAAGAACGUCAUACCGUUAUAUGCACAAUGUAUACAAUGUACACAUAUACAAGGAACUGACGUUAGUUCAAGCCAUCAUAUAGAAAGAACAUUGUACAUACGGCACUUACACGUAUAACUUCUUUGAGUGGCAUUUAGAAGUUGCAGUGAUGAAGUAAGACGAGUUCUAUGGAUGAACA